Messenger RNA from Ooceraea biroi (clonal raider ant), 8630 nucleotides. RefSeq names its product rho guanine nucleotide exchange factor 18 cysts (gene cyst). Gene Ontology annotation, molecular function: guanyl-nucleotide exchange factor activity. NCBI's taxonomy places the organism in Eukaryota, Metazoa, Arthropoda, Insecta, Hymenoptera, Formicidae. Gene Ontology annotation, biological process: regulation of Rho protein signal transduction. The record is from RefSeq and is a predicted model, not a curated record.
AAGGACGAUGACGAUCAAGUUCAUCACGGCAACGACAGAUUACACGCCGAUGAGAGCGUACGCGGUUUCGCUGUUUUCUCGCGAGAAUCGCGGACGAGACGGGAAUUUUCUCCUCGAGAGAAGUUCGGACUGAUACACGCGGUGCGCGCCUGGCGAUAAAGACUGACGAUCCGUGAGAAAUCUCAUGCGAACGACUGCGUAGACGAUGUCGUUAACGUUGCGGGAAUAGUAACGUCCUACGUGGCGGAAUUGAGAGAAUUACGGCACGAAUCGAGAAUAGCAAUGCACGGUCUUGGCAGAGCUUUUACCGUGGUGCAUUACAUAUGGAGUUAUGAUUCCGCGCUUGUUUCUCACGAAUAAGAUAGUACGAUGAUUGUACGAGCAACGGCACAUACGAUCCGACCUGGAGAAUGAACGGGGAAACUUUUUCGUCGUCCGUCGUCCGCCCCGCCGUUCGUUCCUCGUCGGUUUCGUCUCCACGCGAGAUUCUUAAAAUUCAACUCGCGUCCACCGUCUGAUUCGAAUCCGGUUUCAGUUGAACGCGUGCGACGAUGUUAUCGGUAGCUCGGAGAGCUCGUCGUUGGUGGACAUAUGUCGCGCAAGAGUCAGGGGGAAUCUCUCCUCCAGGGCGACGUUGCGUUAUCCGGCGCGUGGUUAAGCGAGAAAACACGGACGCGAGUUGUCGUUGGCAGAAUAUACGAUUUGACCUGAUUUCCAUUGAAUGUGUCUUUAUGCGGAGUCUGAGAUGAGGCCGCCGCGGGGGCCGGCGCGAUUGUCGGCAGCCGUUCGUUUGUUCCCAGUCCCGCGAGUCAAUAGAGAGAGAGAGUAAGAGAGGUGGCGAGGGACGUUUCGGUAUCGGUUUUCCGGUAUCGCCGCGCCGCUCCGCUCGCUCCGGAUGGGCCCGCACCUUUCCGCGCGCGCGGAGGAUACCGCACCAACAAGCUACUUUCCGCGGUUUUCCUACCACCCCUCCAUGCGUGCUAUCGCGCUAUCGAGCGGCAACGAAAAAACGUACACCCAUCUGUCGUUGCGCACGCUAAUGCCUCGAGAUAGAAGCGGAGGAGCCCAAGCAAUCGUACUUCCUCACGCAGUUGUUGCGUUGAAUCAACGCGGCGCGAUGCGCCGGCGAGCAAAGCGAUGGAGAGAGAAACACCAUGACGACGCGCACAAUACCGAAUUACCAAUACGAGUGUCCGAAUAGCGGCGAGGACAGCGAGGAGGAUGUAAUAACCGAUUACCUUGGUUCAUCGCAUUCCGACUGCGAUCGCGUGCCUAUCAUUAAUGGGGAUCUGCGCGGCCUGAGUCUGCACGGCGGCAUAGUCACAGAGACCGGCUACAACACCAAAGACAAUACCGACAAAACGGCGAUCACCAUGUCAUCCGAGGGCGGCGACGUGCAGCACCAUCACCAGCAACAGCAGCAGCAGCAGCAACAUCCGUUGCUCGCACUCGGCACUAAUAUACAAGCCCAGCCUAAUCCUCUGGUGCCCAUCAUUAGCGUCACACCACACUCGCCCGGUCUGGCUAAGAACUACCCAGUCUUAGAGGAAAACUUGCAACAGCUGCAUGAGAUCCACGACUGUAUCCAGCGUAUGCGGGACCUGACGUUGGGCACUCUGGGAUUCCACAAUCGCGCGUCCAAUAGCAGCGCUGUGCAGAGAUUGACUUCUUCUUGCCCAUCACUGUGCCCACUGACUUCGGCCGAGCUCGCGCCUCGCUUUGGCAAUCAUCAUCACGACACCAGCUCUGACCCAGACCUUCUUCUCAUCAAUUGCUCCACCAACAGCUCCCCGACGCACUUCCCAUCGACGGGUCACUCUCGCUCGCAACGUGUGCAAGGUAUAGACAGAAGGCGCAGCUGGACCGGCGACCUGGAGGAUCUGGAGGAAAGCCGACACGGCCGUCGCCGAUACUCCGGACAGACUCAUCUGCAGGCCCAAAACAUGGUUAAUAUAGUGCGUUACUUGAAACCAGGGCACGGAUCCGGUUCGAUCUCGCGACAACGCAGCAUUAGUUUAAGUAGCCUAGACAGCGAAAACGAGCUAGAAUUAGAUGGGAAAUCGUGUACUGGACCUGUAGGCGUAGGCAAUCGGGCAUGCAGGUCACAGACGAGCACUCACUCACUGAACGAAGCCGAUCUUGUACAGAGCGAAUAUCAGAAGAUAGUCACAAAGAGGGGUAGUCAGAGAUUAGCAGAAAGUAGCAGUUUAAUGCCAGGGCUGACUGGUUCGCGAUUACCUCUUCAGAAAUCCAUAUCGACGCCCUCCAUCGUUACACCGCAGGUUCAUGCGCAUUUAGCCGAAACCGGGACUCGGACAACAACUUCACUGGCAGUCCGUCAUGAAAGAAACGAAAAGGGUAGUGGAAGUGAGACAGAAACCGAAGAUCUUCAUACAACACACAGCCAUGAAUUCCACGAAGACCGAGAGGGCACCCCGAGUGCCCAGAUAUCCCUUGACGAGCUCUUGACCGAUGGUACCGCGUACGAUGAUCAUCAUUCCGAAAAGACUAGAAGGAAGCGUGGCUCUAUCUUCUUCCGUAAGAAAAAGGAUAAAAGCGGGAAAAAGUCUAGUCAGCAACAUCUAUGGGUAACAAUGGCGGUGGGGACUCAGGGAAGCUUGCUGUGCGAUGUUUGUAUGAAACAUUCGACGAAUAAACCGCUCCUUCAUUGUGACAAUUGCGGAGCGUCGGUUCACCAGAGUCAGGCGUGUAAAGAUCAAUUAGUGCUCGAGUGCAUCAAGUCCAAGCAUCAUUCCGGCAAAUCGGCAGCCAAGUCUUCGUCGAACGCCUCUACGUUUUCGAGUAGCAGUAGCAUGAACAAACGCGGUUCCACGACAUCGUUACCCAUGCCGACGUCAUCCGGAAGCGGAAGGGAAAUUAACAGCCACAAGAAAACCGUGUCAAGCUACAGCCCUUGGCGGCGAGUCGCCACUAAGCUUGGAGUCAAUCAAACGAUUAACGAAGAGAAAGAUGCCGAGGGCGGGCAACAUCGUGAUCUUCCCAGUGGAUGGGAAGAAUUUGAUUUUGGGGAUGAUGUUCAUCAGUUUACUGUGGGGGAUCUCGAGGAGAUAGAACCCGAGUUGGCGCUGGGAAAGGAAGAGCCUGACUCUUGGAGCUCCGCCAUCGGGCGUAACGUUGCGCUGCGCCUCGUCGAUCAUUGCGAGCGCGAGGUGAAAAGGCAGGAGCACGUGUACGAGUUCGUACUCACGGAGAAGCAUCACUGCCUGGUGCUGCUCGCCAUGGAGAAGAUCUUCGCUGAAGGACUGCGACGACACUUUCGUCUGGGUCAGCCGGAUCUCGAGCGCAUGUUUCCCCGGCUGCGGGAUCUGAUCGAUAUCCAUCUGCGGUUUCUGCAGAAGCUGCGGAAACGGCAGAGCAGCAAUCCCGUGGUUCUUACCAUCGCCGAUAUUCUGGUCGAGCAAUUCUCAGGCGACAACGCGCAACGCAUGAAGAGCGCGUACGGGGAAUUCUGUAGCCGCCACAGGGACGCCGUCGAAGCGUACAAAUAUUACUUGCGCAACGAUACUCGCUUCGCCCGUUUCGUGCGGCAUUGUCAGACGAAUCCUGUGUUAAAGAAGAAGGGUAUACCCGAGUGCAUACUUUUCGUUACCCAACGUUUGACGAAGUACCCACUGCUGGUCGAACCACUCAUAAAAACUGGUAGAGCACAAGACGAGAGCGAAGACUUGCGUAAAGCGCUGACCCUUGUUAAAGAGAUUUUAGCCGAUGUAGAUGCCUGCGUAGCCGACAAGGAGCGAGAAGAUAGAAAAUUAGAAAUAUACAAUAAGAUCGACGCGAAGUCAUUCGCGACGUAUCGUGGUGCCAAAUUCAAGAAAUCAGACAUAAUCAACAGAAUCUUGAAGUUCGAGGGUACCGCAUUAAUGCAGAGUCGUGGCAAAAUGACUGCCAUCGUAGUGGUCGUUCUCUCAGACAUAUUGUUUUUCUUGGCUGAGAGAGAUCAGAAAUACGCGUUCUACGUGCCUGACAAUAAAGCUGGUAUAGUAUCGCUACAAAAGCUGCUGGUCCGUGAGAAGGCUGGUCAAGAGUCUAGCAUUUAUCUAAUAAGCAGCAACCCGGCCGAGCCGGAGAUGUUUGAACUGAAGAUACAGAAGCCAAAAGACAAACAGUUGUGGAUACAGGCUGUUAGAUCGGCGGUCGAGGCUUGCCCGCAGGAGUCCGAAAACGAGGCCGGCAAGCUGACUGAAAAUAACGAAUUGCGAGACACUCGCUCCUCUUCGAUUUCGCUGGUCUCUGCCGAGGAGAAACAGCGUAUCACCAAGGCUAAAGAGUCGCUAAUACUUAAAAUUAUCGGCGAAUUGCGAAAGAAGGACACGGAGCAAGCGUUGCUGUUCGAAGAAAAGAUCAAUCUGCAAAUGCGGCUUUUACAAGCGGCGAAUAUCUGGGGCGGCAACGAGAAUGAAAACGAGAAGCUUGAGAAACUGGAGAAGGAAAGUGCCGAUUAUACCCGGUUACUGCACAACGAAGGGACUGACACUACUCAAUUAUGGCAGGAGGUAGUGGUGGCUGUACAAGAAGCAACGCGUCUCGCCAGCUCGCUGUCGUUUGGCGCGAGCGGUGCUACUCUGUCGAGGAGUUUAAGCUCCGCUGGUGAACGCCACAGCGAAGCUUACGUGCCAGCAGCUCUUUGCAUCCCUCGCCGGGCCGAGACAUUCGCCGGUUUCGAUCACAAUAAGGAGAGGCAUCCAUUGCGCGACUCGAAUGUGUUGCACACCAUGAUUCCCGUUCCGAAGCUUGGCGAGCCAUCGAAGGAGAAUUCUCCCGACGAGAAGGAAGCUCAGGAAGGUGUGGAGUCGAACAAAGAUCAGCAAUGGGCGGCGAUACGUUUGUCUCAUCACGUUUAUACGUUACUUUGUAUAAUAAAUAAUCAGAUGACGACGAUUGACAGCCUACAAGCGCAACUGGUCGCAUACAAGGAGGGCAGCAUGGGCAAAUCUAGCAAUAGUCGACCGAAUCCGAACCGUCAGCUGGAGGAGCUGCGAAAUUUGCAGGAUCAACUCUGUAGGGAGAAGGCAGCGUUCCGUGCUACAUCCCAACAGGAGAAGACUCAGUUAGAGGAGGAACGCACCGAGCUGGCGCGGCAAAGGGAGCAAUUGGCCGCGGAGCAGCGGGACGUGACGCAGCAACGGGAUCAGUUGUACCGACGGCUCGAAGCGUUGGAACGACAGGGCGUCACGUUGGUCGGCAGUUCGACCACCGGUUCGACAACAAUCCAUCUGUCCCACUUGACGCAAAACACCGACACGAUGCAGCAGAUCGCACGCAGCAAGACGCAGCAGGUCGACGCCAAGCGCAUACCCAUGAAUCUAAUCAGCGCGACGAAUCAGCAGAAGGUGCAGAGCAACUUGCCGGUGAAACAACAGUUGCCGCUGAAACUCGCCAGCGGGAGUAACAACAACACAAGAAGCGGCAGCACCGCCAGUAACAACAGCCCGGACCGACACUCGAGGACAGGUAGCAGCCCCGCGAUCGUCACCAGCUCCGCAUACUCGUCACCGGAGCUCGGCAACAGCCACCACCACGGCAUUAGUCACUCGCAACCGUCGAAUCGCUCGCUCCGCAUCACUCGUUCGCCACCCGACACCUCGUAUUCACAUCAGCAGCAACGGAACGUUGAUUUGCAGCCGGCGCAGCAGCAACAACCGCAACAGCAGCAACAGCCGCUGGAGGAGGAGGUGAUCUUUUUCUGACGAUUCUUUCGAUUCGGUCGCAAGCACUCGUCCCGUUCACGCGCCGCCGCCUCCACCGCCGGCACGGCUACGCCGACCUCCAGCCAAUCGCCGUCGCGCCAAUCGAGAAACAGUCAGCAGCCCCGCAACCGCGUCAAGUCCUUUUGACUUUCAACGUAAAACUGCUUGUGGUAACGCGAUCUCUACUUUACCCAUUGCUUCGCGAACACACUUCGCUUACCCCGCCUUUUCUCGCUUAUCUCAUAAUCUUCGAGCAGUCUCCGCGUCUUCUUCUUCUGUCAUCCUCAUAUCUCGCUAUUCCUUCGUUAUGGAUUUAAUUGUUUUCACAAUGAGAUGCAUCUACAGCUGUCCGCCUCUCGAGAUCUGAUCGCAUCUAAUUUUUGUUGCAUCAGCACGACGUUUCAUCUCUUGUCCAUGUAUCAUGACGACGCGCAUACAACAUCGUUGAUAUAAAUGCGAGCGAUUACUCUCAUUGUCCGUAUAGUUGGAAGACAAAAAAGAAGUGUAAUACCGUUACGUUUCAACUGCUACAAUUGAUGGCAAUAAUAUCAUUUUUAUCAAAUUUCACGAGACUCAUGGUAAGAAAGGGACAUGUUAAGAGUAAAAUACAGUUUCUAUUAGUAACAAUCAGAGACGUUGGGACACACUAAGGAAGAGAACGAGAAAGAGAAAGAGAGAGAGAGAGAGAGAAAAAAAGGAAGAGAAAGUAUUAAUGGCCGGCUUAGCAAAGUAGAUCAGCCGAUCUUGUUGAAUUCUUGCUCGUUACGUUAUUAAGCCGACUGACAGUUUUAGAAACACAAGAUUUUAGACGAAUCUUUUAAGCAAAACUGUUGCUGCUUGCAAACAGAUGCAAGGUAGAUAAAUACAUAUAUAUAUUAUGGUUACAUAUACAUGAAUGUGUAUAUGUAUAUAUACACACGCAUAUAUACACUUUUUCAUAAGCAUGCGUGCACACAUGUGAGUACGAGUGUCUAUAUCUAAGCACGAAUGUGUAAAUGUGCGUGUAUGCAUGUACAGGUGCAUACGUGUGCGUGUACGUAUGCUGUACAAGUUUUCUCUCGCGAACUCGUGCACGCACGCGUAUCUAGUUUGAAUUUUCUGUGUGAAUGCAUGCGAUUGCGAAUGCGUGAGUGUGUGUGUCUGUGUGUGUGGGGAGUGAGUCUACGGUAGCUACUCUUAUAUCGUAAUUAUUAAAGUAUUUUAUGUGCUAAAGAAAGACAGAUAAGAUCUAUCCUUAACGAUAGUAAUGUUAAUAAUAGUAAUGAUGUGAACUGUACUGUUAUUACUACGUGUGCCAAGUCGCUGAUCGAAAAAAUUGAUAAUAUUUCAUUCUGUUUUUUUUUUUUUCGAAUGCUUUACAAACGAUUCCGCGUGCGCGAGUAAUAUCAUUGUACACGACAGACAAUCUUGGUUCUUCCUCACGAACGAAACGAGUACGACGCGUACAGUUGAAGGAUCCAUAUAUAUUUCGACAAUUUAUUUCGAGAUUAUUCACUGCCAUUAUUGUUGUUCUUUGUCGAGCGUCUUUUUAUCCCUCGUGUUAUUGUCUACGAUCCGUUUUAUUUAUUGCAUUGUGUAAGAUCGAUGAUGAUAGUUCGCGUGGGACUUACGCGAAACGCGGGAAAGCUGCGUCGUUUGUUACACGAGAAUGUAAAAAGCGGCCGUUCCGCGUGCACGUUGCGAGUUCGCAUGUUGGUUCUCGCAGAUUUUCUAUUCCGUAUUCCUGUCUGUAUGUAUUUUAUUUGUAUAUCGCAUUUAUCAACGAAGGAAGUUCCCGAGUACCGCGUGGUGGGCGUUAGGACCUUUAAAUCACGCAAGAAGUACGGUCAUACUGCACGUUGGAGCCAAUUCGUUAUUUCUGUACGGCGCAGAUGUUGUAGUAUUUUAGUAUAUUUUAGCGAGACGAUCGCCGCAUUGUCGAAAACGUUCUCGUCCCUCGAAUUCGAAAAAAAUGGCAAGGAAAAUUGCGACUACCGUGUCACACGUAAAAUGUAUCGUUGUGAUGGUUGUCAAUGUCGUAUCCGAAUUAUGGAUUCCUAAAAAUCAGUUUAUAAAUAGUAUAUAGUAUUAUAACUGUGUAAAUAUACAUUCCUUAUGCAGAUAAGACUGGCGUGCAAUAUGAUCGAAUCGCAAGAUAGGUAACAGCUUCGUCGGGGCACGAUGAAUAAGAACGACUAAUGAAUAAACCUCGUUAAGAGAACUUAAGUAAUAACUACUACCAAUCGUCUCAAUCAAUCGUGGUGACAAUAGAUCUUAAAGUAUUCUAUAAGAUAUAUCAAGUUACGUGGAAGAAAAGAAAAAAAACAUAAGUGACGUUUUAUUACUACGAGUCUACUUGCUAUUACUACUACUAUUAUUAAUCUACUAUUACUACUUACUACUACUACUACUACUGCUACUAUUAUUACUUACUGCUACUGCGAUGCCGAGAGUGCACAAGCUCACAAGGAUGAUAUUGCAAUUAGCUGUUAUAUAGCGUCUUUCACGGAUAAGUGUUCGACUUCGUCGCGGGGGUAGCAUGAUCCAACUGCAUAACUGGCAGGUGUAAAGAAAAAAAACAGCUUAUCUCAAACUCGGAAAGUUUAUUUCAAACGUGAUUUAACAUUUAAGAAAUCUCUUCGCAUAUUCGUGACACUCGAAACGCAGUUGAAGGCUACGAUAUAACAAAGCGGAUCAGCGGAUGUCGCGCUGCACGGAAAAACACAGUCGCUUCGACUCUGCCUCCUUUCUGUUGAAUGAUUAAUCUUAUGCUCCGGCUUGAAAUCCGUAAUGAAAUGAAGUCGCACACGGUCCCAUGAUAACAACACGCGAAGAAUCAAAUCGGUAACAGCUAAAGAAUAGCGUGACGGCCUAUGCGCGUCUCGUGGCGUUUUCUUUCUUUGUUUCUUCAAGGAUAACGUCACGUGGCAACGCAAAGUUUGA